UAGAGCUAAUGUUUCUUAUCUGCUUUGAAAGGGUUAGAGCUUUCAAGCAUUUACCGCUUACUACGUUUCCCCAAAUCUGGUUCGCCGCCACCACACUGAGCCCACCAUCGUCGGCCCUUCAUCAACCAACCUCAACUCUCAUCGAUCAGCAUCAACAAGAGCAACACUUCGUCCCUUUACUGGCUGUUGCGUUGGUUAGAUAGUUAGUUACUUAGUUAGUCGAUCAGCCCAGAAGCACUCGAAACCAUGAAGAUCAACAUCGCUUGUCCCAGCACUGGUAUGCAAAAAGUCAUCGAUAUCGAUGAUGAAAAGCGUCUCCAGAACCUCUAUGAACGCCGUAUGGCCCAAGAAAUCGACGGUAAUGUCUUGGGAGAGGAAUUCGAGGGAUACGUUCUCCGUAUUUCGGGAGGAAACGACAAGCAGGGUUUCCCCAUGCGUCAAGGUAUCUUGACCAACACCCGAGUACAGGUUCUCUGUAAGAAGGGACACAAGGCCUACCGUCCUCGUCGUGCCGGAGAACGCAAGCGCAAAUCCGUCCGUGGUUGUGUGGUGGGACACGAUAUUGCCGUCUUGAACUUGGUCGUCACCCAAGUGGGAGAAAAGGAAAUUCCCGGAUUGACCGACGACACCGUCCCCCGUCGUUUGGGUCCCAAGAGAGCCAACAACAUUCGCAAGCUCUUCAACUUGACCAAGGAUGAUGAUGUUCGUAAAUAUGUCAUUGCCCGUGCGUACACCAACAAAAAGGGUGUCAGUUGUCGCAAGGCACCCAAGAUCCAGCGUCUCGUCACUCCCCUCAUGUUGCAGCGCAAGCGUCAUCGCAAGGCCGACAAGAUGAAGUCCAUCCUCCGAAAUAAGGAAGACGCUGCUGCCUACAAGAAGGUCGUCGCCCAGCGAUUGGCCGAACAGAGAGAACUUCGUCGAAGUCUCAUCUCCAAGAGGCGAUCCUCGCGCAAGUCUGCCAAGAUGGCUGCCGAUCAAGCGGCAAAAUAAACAAAUCAAACACAAUAGUCAACAUUAUAAUGACAUGGUAGUAGACGCACAGGUACAGCAAACAAACAAAGCUAUAGGUACCAAAGCAGAGUAGUCGGAGAUGAACUGCUUUGUUUAUUGGAAUGGAUGUUUGUUGUCGUCGACAAGGAACAGCCGAUGCUCUCCCCACUACUUCCAUAAGCAACACUAGUAGGCUGACAAAGGAAAAGCCGAUGCCCUCCGCCCCUCCCACAGUUACC
Seminavis robusta is the source of this 1229-nucleotide messenger RNA. NCBI's taxonomy places the organism in Eukaryota, Bacillariophyta, Bacillariophyceae, Naviculales, Naviculaceae. The record is from the annotation of a GenBank genome assembly.